CCCCAAACUUUGACACCUACUAUAGACAGACCCUUGUUCAUCUCUGUAGUCUGGAUAAGAAACACACCCUCCCUCAAGAACUCAAGCCUAUCCCCAACAAAAACACACACUGAAUUCACUCACUCUCUCACCAUGUCAAUCUCUCACACCUCUCUCCUCCACCUCCCUCCCUCUGUAAACCCCACCUCAAAACCCUCUAACUCCUCCCCAAUCCUCUUCUCAUUCCACCUCAAAACCCCACCAAACCCCGCCCUCUUAACCUCCAAAGCUUCAUCUUUUAUGCGCCCUCUGACCCUUGCAAGAAACCCCAUCAAGAAAUCUCACCGACCCAUCUGCCCAAAAAUCUCGAAUAGUGUGGAAGCUGGGAUUGGCAUAAUGGGGACUAAGCUGGGGAUGAUGAGCUUCUUUGAGGAGGAUGGGACUGUGGUUCCAGUCACUGUAGUGGGUUUUAGGGAAGGAAAUAUAGUGACCCAAGUGAAGACAGAGAGCACUGAUGGAUACAAUGCUGUUCAAGUUGGGUAUAGGAGGGUGAGGGAUAAGAAGCUUACUAAGCCUGAGAUGGGGCAUUUGGAGAAAUCGGGGAUUAUUCCGAUGAGGCAUUUGCAGGAGUUUAGGUUGGUAGAUGUUGGGGAGUUUGAGGUUAAGCAGAAGCUGGAGUUGGAGGAGCUUUUUAGUGAGGGGGAUUUGGUUGAUGUCUCGGGGACCACUAUCGGGAAAGGGUUUCAAGGUGGUAUCAAGAGAUGGAACUUCAAAAGAGGGCUGAUGACUCAUGGAUCCAAGAGUCAUAGAGCUCUUGGUUCAAUUGGAGCUGGAACUACUCCCGGACGAGUGUACAAAGGGAAGAAAAUGCCUGGAAGAAUGGGAGGCACAAAGCGAAAGAUACGGAAGUUGAAGAUUAUGAAAAUUGACAAUGACCUGAGAAUUGUGAUGAUCAAAGGAGCUCUUCCAGGUAAGCCUGGAAACCUGCUUCGCAUUGCGCCAGCAAAGAUUGUUGGCAAGAACAUCCCGAAGAGCUAGAUUUUAUCUUUAUUGCUUCCCACCUUAUGUCUGUUACAGUUUUUGUAAUCAUUUUAUUUGGUAACAAAUCUUAAUACACUUGUCAGAGACUUUCUUCUGUUUAUAUCUCCUGUGGAAUUAUAUAUUAUUGCUAAUUCAGCAAAUGGCAUUUUGUUUA
Molecule: messenger RNA, 1174 nt
Organism: Daucus carota subsp. sativus
Lineage: Eukaryota; Viridiplantae; Streptophyta; Magnoliopsida; Apiales; Apiaceae
Product: large ribosomal subunit protein uL3c
Exons: 2
Coding region: 133-1017 (294 amino acids)
Biological process (GO): translation
Cellular component (GO): chloroplast envelope; ribosome
Molecular function (GO): structural constituent of ribosome
Source: RefSeq, a predicted model, not a curated record